Chaetomium globosum CBS 148.51 is the source of this 1428-nucleotide messenger RNA. RefSeq lists its product as uncharacterized. Gene Ontology annotation, biological process: unsaturated fatty acid biosynthetic process. The transcript has 4 exons. Gene Ontology annotation, cellular component: endoplasmic reticulum membrane. Lineage: Eukaryota; Fungi; Ascomycota; Sordariomycetes; Sordariales; Chaetomiaceae. The record is from RefSeq and is a predicted model, not a curated record. Bases 1 to 1428 code for a protein of 475 amino acids. Gene Ontology annotation, molecular function: heme binding; stearoyl-CoA 9-desaturase activity; iron ion binding.
AUGGCGUCGUCCACGUCCAAGGUGCCCGUGGCGCAAGCCGACACCUUCCCGGAUGGCACUACCGACCACGUCCCUCUGCGGAAGAAGACUUAUGAUCUCCGCAAGCCUCACAUCACUGACCAGCCGAUAACAUGGGCCAACUGGUACCAACACGUCAACUGGCUUAACACCUACUUCAUCGUCAUGGUGCCCAUGGUCGGUCUGAUUUCCUCGUACUGGGUUUCCCUGCAGCUCAAGACGGCCAUCUUUGCUGUCGCCUAUUACUUCUUCGCUGGCCUCGGAAUUACUGCCGGCUACCACCGUCUGUGGGCUCACUCAAGCUACAAGGCGUCCCUUCCUCUCAAGAUCUUCCUCGCCGCUGGUGGCGCUGCCGCUGUUGAAGGUAGCGCUCGUUGGUGGUCCAGCCUCCACCGCUCCCACCAUCGCUACACCGAUACCGAGAAGGACCCGUACUCCGUCCGCAAGGGCCUCCUCUACAGCCACAUCGGAUGGAUGGUCAUGAAGCAGAACCCCCGCCGCAUCGGCCGCACUGACAUCACCGACCUGAAUGACGACGCCGUCGUUGUUUGGCAGCACCGCAACUACCUCAAGUCAGUCCUCACCAUGGCCAUAAUCGUGCCCAUCCUUGUCUGCGGUCUCGGUUGGGGCGACUACUGGGGCGGCUUCGUGUACGGCGGUAUCCUGAGAAUCUUCUUCAUCCAACAGGCCACCUUCUGUGUCAACAGCUUGGCCCACUGGCUCGGUGACCAGCCCUUCGAUGACCGCAACUCACCGAGGGAUCACGUCAUCACCGCUCUCGUUACCCUUGGCGAAGGCUACCACAACUUCCACCACGAGUUCCCCAGCGACUUCCGCAACGCGAUCGAGUGGUGGCAAUACGACCCUACUAAGUGGUUCAUCUGGACCAUGAAGCAGCUUGGUCUCGCCUACAACCUAAAGACCUUCCCCCAGAAUGAGAUCGAGAAGGGCCGUGUCCAGCAGCAGCAGAAGAAGCUCGACCAGAAGCGUUCCACCCUCGACUGGGGUAUCCCUCUCGAGAGCCUGCCCGUUGUCAGCUGGGAUGAUUUCGUUGAGGAGUCCAAGAAUGGCAAGGCUUGGAUUGCCAUCGCUGGUGUCAUUCACGACGUCGGCAAGUUCAUCGCUGAUCACCCGGGCGGCAAGGCCCUUAUUUCGUCCGCCAUUGGCAAGGACGCAACUGCCGUCUUCAACGGUGGUGUUUACAGCCACUCCAACGCCGCCCACAACCUGCUCUCCACUAUGAGAGUCGGUGUUCUGAGGGGUGGCUGCGAGGUGGAAAUCUGGAAGCGCGCCCAAUCCGAGAACAAGGAUGUCAACGCCGUCACCGACUCGUCCGGCCAGCGCAUCGUUCGCGCCGGCGACCAAAUCACCCGUAUUGGCCGUCCCAUUACCACUGCCGACACCGCAUAA